GUUAGGUUAGCGCGAGGCGUGACCUAGUUGACAGGCGCUGAGGUGCUGCUUUGGCGGCGGCCGCGGGGCUGAGGCGGGUGGGAGCCGAAGCGGAGCGCGGGCUGAGAGAAGCGACUGGCGAGCGGCGCGGGACUCGGAGCCUCUUGCACUUUUUUCCUCCCGAGUGUCCCCUCCCACCCCUCCCACUCCACACACACCCUGUUUGCCCGUGAGCCUGGGGAACUUGCAGCUUAAAGCCAGCCACCCCCACGGCAACAUGUACCCCAGCAACAAGAAGAAAAAGGUGUGGAGAGAGGAGAAAGAACGUUUACUGAAGAUGACCUUAGAGGAGAGACGCAAAGAAUACAUAAGGGACUAUGUUCCCCUGAACACCAUCCUAUCGUGGAAGGAAGAGAUGAAGGGCAAGAGCCAAAAUGAUGAAGAAAAUACUCAGGAAACAUCACAGGUGAAGAAAAGUUUGAGUGAAAAAGUUUCUCUCUAUAGAGGUGACAUCACAUUGCUAGAGGUAGAUGCUAUAGUCAAUGCGGCAAAUGCCAGUCUUCUUGGAGGAGGAGGUGUGGAUGGCUGUAUUCACCGAGCAGCUGGCCCCUGUUUACUGGCAGAAUGUCGUAACCUGAACGGCUGUGAAACUGGACAUGCAAAAAUCACAUGUGGCUAUGACCUGCCGGCAAAAUAUGUCAUCCACACUGUAGGACCAAUAGCCAGAGGCCAUAUUAAUGGUUCCCACAAGGAAGACCUUGCAAAUUGCUAUAAAUCAUCUCUGAAGCUGGUGAAAGAAAAUAACAUCCGAUCAGUUGCAUUUCCCUGCAUCUCAACCGGCAUUUAUGGAUUCCCGAAUGAGCCUGCUUCCAUCGUUGCCCUCAGCACCAUUAAGGAAUGGCUGGCCAAGAAUCAUCAUGAGGUGGACCGGAUCAUCUUCUGUGUCUUCUUAGAAGUUGACUUUAAAAUCUACAGAAAGAAAAUGGGCGAGUUUUUCCCUGCAGAUGAUAAUAAUGAAGAAGAUGUUAACGUGAAAGAAGAUUCAGAGGUGUUAGAGCCAAAAGGCCUCUCUCCACCCCACAAGAAGAGCAAAGCAAAGAAGCCAGAGAGUUCCAAAGACUCUAGCGAAGAUGAGAACAGUCCAGAGGAAAAACAAAGCACAGAAGAAACGGAAGGGCAGAGCCAAGAAGCAGAUGGUGUCGAUGUGGCAACUGUGCCCAGCCCCGCUUCAGAAGAGGCCACUGAAGUCUGUAAAGAUGAAGAUUCUGCAAAGGACGAUAGUAUUACAAAAGACGAUGAAGUAACAGAUCAUUCUGUGUGUGACCCAGAUCAUCCCAAUGGACAAGAGCAUGACUCAGCGAAGAAUGAGAUAAAAAUUGAGGCAGAGUCCCAGAGCUCACAUAUGGAAACUGAAGAGCUUUCACCAAACCAAGAUGAUGCCACGACUGUUGAGCAACCAGAAGUGAUCCUGCUAACAGAUGACCAAGAGGAAAAAGAAGGUGAAAAAGCUCAAGACGAGGACACACCUAGAGUUCCUGUGCAAAACGAAGGCUCUGGCUACACAGAAAACUCUCCGAGUCCUGAUGUUGAAAUGAAUAGUCAGGUUGACAGUGUAAAUGACCCAACAGAGAGUCAGCAAGAAGAUUAACUGAUAGGGGCACAAGAUGAAGCAAAGGAACAAAGAAAUGGAAGUAAAUCACAGUCCUCAGCAUCGCAGGCCUCUCCUGGCCCUGGGGGGGG
Felis catus (domestic cat) is the source of this 1719-nucleotide messenger RNA. RefSeq names its product mono-ADP ribosylhydrolase 2 (gene MACROD2). The record is from RefSeq and is a predicted model, not a curated record. Gene Ontology annotation, biological process: DNA damage response; peptidyl-glutamate ADP-deribosylation; purine nucleoside metabolic process. Gene Ontology annotation, cellular component: nucleoplasm. The coding region runs from base 257 to 1627 and encodes 456 amino acids. Gene Ontology annotation, molecular function: ADP-ribosylglutamate-[protein] hydrolase activity. NCBI's taxonomy places the organism in Eukaryota, Metazoa, Chordata, Mammalia, Carnivora, Felidae. The transcript has 19 exons.